Perognathus longimembris pacificus (Pacific pocket mouse) is the source of this 1263-nucleotide messenger RNA. It is a transcript of the gene Cyth4, whose product is annotated as cytohesin 4. Lineage: Eukaryota; Metazoa; Chordata; Mammalia; Rodentia; Heteromyidae. The record is from RefSeq and is a predicted model, not a curated record. Gene Ontology annotation, biological process: regulation of ARF protein signal transduction. The coding region runs from base 35 to 1216 and encodes 393 amino acids. Gene Ontology annotation, molecular function: guanyl-nucleotide exchange factor activity. The transcript has 13 exons.
GAGGACGCCGGCGGCCGUUCCCAAGGGCUUCAGGAUGGACCUGGGCCCCCCAGAGCCCGAGCUGAGCAGCGGGGAGAUGGAGGAGCUGCAGCGGAUCCGGUGGCACCGCCGGCAGCUGCUGGAGGACAUCCAGACACUGAAGGAGGAGAUCGCAGAUGUGUUCACCCAGAUCGACUGCUUCGAGAACGCCCAGGAGAGCCGCGUGGCCCAGAAGGAGAAGGAGCUGUGCGUCGGGCGCAAGAAGUUCAACAUGGACCCCGCCAAGGGCAUCCAGUAUCUCAUCGAGCACCAGCUGCUGAGCCCUGCGGUCCAGGACAUCGCGCGCUUCCUGUACAAGGGUGAAGGCCUCAACAAGGCGUCCAUCGGCACCUACCUGGGGGAGAGGGACCCUGUGAACCUGCAGGUCCUGCAGGCCUUUGUGGACUGCCAUGAGUUUGCCAACCUCAACCUGGUGCAGGCCCUCAGACAGUUCCUGUGGAGCUUCCGGCUGCCCGGGGAGGCCCAGAAGAUCGACCGCAUGAUGGAGGCCUUCGCGGCUCGCUACUGCCUAUGCAACCCGGGUGUCUUUCGGUCCACAGACACCUGCUACGUGCUGUCCUUCUCCGUCAUCAUGCUCAACACCAGCCUGCACAACCCCAACGUGCGGGACAGGCCGCCCUUUGAGCGCUUCGCGUCCAUGAACCGCGGCAUCAACGAGGGCAGCGACCUGCCCGAGGAGCAGCUGCGGAACCUCUUCGACAGCAUCAAGAGAGAGCCCUUCUCCAUCCCCGAGGACGACGGCAGCGACCUCACCCACACCUUCUUCAACCCUGACCGCGAGGGCUGGCUGCUCAAGCUGGGAGGCCGAGUGAAGACGUGGAAGCGACGCUGGUUCAUCCUGACCGACAACUGCCUCUACUACUUCGAGUUCACCACGGACAAGGAGCCGCGGGGCAUCAUACCGCUGGAGAACCUCUCGGUGCAGAAAGUGGAGGACCCCAAGAAGCCAUUCUGUCUGGAACUCUACAACCCCGGCUGCCGCGGCCAGAAAAUCAAGGCGUGUAAGACGGACGGGGACGGCAAGGUGGUGGAGGGCAAGCACGCGUCCUACCGCAUCUCUGCCGCCAGCGCCCACGAGCGUGACCAGUGGAUCGAGGCCAUUCGCGCCAGCAUCACCCGCGUUCCCUUCUACCACCUGCUCUCUGCCCGCAAGAAGAAGAUCGCCAGCCAGCAGUGACCUUCCCGGAGGGGACCUUGGGCCUCCGGGGGUGCCGCCCCCCCCCA